Poecile atricapillus (Black-capped chickadee) is the source of this 6794-nucleotide messenger RNA. RefSeq names its product Cbl proto-oncogene (gene CBL). Lineage: Eukaryota; Metazoa; Chordata; Aves; Passeriformes; Paridae. Gene Ontology annotation, biological process: negative regulation of epidermal growth factor-activated receptor activity; cell surface receptor signaling pathway. The coding region runs from base 169 to 2880 and encodes 903 amino acids. The record is from RefSeq and is a predicted model, not a curated record. The transcript has 16 exons. Gene Ontology annotation, molecular function: calcium ion binding; SH3 domain binding; ubiquitin protein ligase activity. Gene Ontology annotation, cellular component: membrane raft; plasma membrane.
GAGGGCGGGGCCUCCCUGGAACCGGGCGCCGCCGCCGCCGCCACCGCCCACGGCCGCCGCCGCCGCCCUGCCCGGCCCGGCCCGGCCCGGAGCGCCCUCAGCCCGGUCCCCUCCAGGGCCGCGGCCCCGGUGCCGGACGGGCCCCACGGGCCGGGUGUGGGCGCCCCCAUGUCGGCGCCGCUGAAGAAGGGCCCCGGCGGGCUCAUCGGGCUGAUGAAGGACGCGUUCCAGCCGCACCACCACCACCUCGGGCCGCACCAGCCCGGCGCCGUGGACAAGAAGAUGGUGGAGAAGUGCUGGAAGCUCAUGGAUAAGGUGGUGCGACUGUGUCAAAACCCCAAACUGGCCCUGAAGAACAGCCCUCCCUACAUCCUGGACCUGCUGCCUGACACCUACCAGCACCUGCGCACCAUCCUGUCCCGCUACGAGGGCAAGAUGGAGACCCUGGGCGAGAACGAGUAUUUCCGCGUCUUCAUGGAGAACCUGAUGAAGAAAACCAAGCAGACCAUCAGCCUCUUCAAGGAAGGGAAGGAACGGAUGUAUGAGGAGAACUCCCAGCCUAGGAGGAACCUGACCAAAUUGUCCCUGAUAUUCAGCCACAUGCUGGCAGAACUCAAAGGGAUUUUCCCCAGUGGCCUCUUCCAGGGGGACACGUUCCGGAUCACCAAGGCAGAUGCUGCAGAAUUUUGGAGAAAGGCUUUUGGUGAAAAGACCAUUGUUCCUUGGAAAAGCUUCCGCCAGGCCCUGCACGAGGUGCAUCCCAUCAGCUCAGGGCUGGAGGCCAUGGCCCUGAAAUCGACCAUCGACCUGACGUGCAAUGACUACAUUUCAGUAUUUGAGUUUGACAUCUUCACACGACUCUUCCAGCCCUGGUCGUCUUUGCUGAGGAACUGGAACAGCCUGGCAGUGACUCACCCUGGGUAUAUGGCAUUCCUCACCUAUGACGAGGUGAAGGCCCGGCUUCAGAAAUUCAUUCACAAACCUGGCAGUUACAUUUUCCGAUUGAGCUGUACCCGCCUGGGUCAGUGGGCCAUCGGCUACGUCACUGCAGAUGGGAACAUUCUCCAGACAAUCCCCCACAACAAACCUCUUUUCCAAGCACUGAUUGACGGCUUCAGGGAAGGCUUUUAUUUAUUUCCCGACGGCCGGAAUCAGAAUCCUGACUUGACUGGCUUGUGUGAGCCCACACCUCAGGACCACAUUAAAGUUACACAGGAACAAUAUGAGCUGUACUGUGAGAUGGGCUCCACAUUCCAGCUGUGUAAAAUCUGUGCUGAGAACGACAAGGACGUGAAGAUCGAACCUUGUGGGCACCUGAUGUGCACCUCCUGUCUCACAGCCUGGCAGGAAUCAGAAGGACAAGGUUGUCCCUUCUGCCGCUGUGAGAUCAAAGGCACGGAGCCAAUCGUGGUGGAUCCAUUUGAUCCCAGAGGAGGAGGAGGAUUGUCCAGGCAAGGGGCAGAAGGAACCCCCUCUCCCAAUUAUGACGAUGAUGACGAUGACAAAGCUGAUGAUUCCCUCUUCAUGAUGAAAGAACUCGCUGGUACCAAAGUGGAACGUCCUCCCUCGCCCUUCUCGGUGGCUCCUCAGGCUGCUCUCCCUCCCGUGCCACCCCGGCUGGACCUGCUGCAGCAGCGAGUGGCCAACCCCCCCGGGGCCUCCAGCCCUGGCACCACAUCCAAGGCCGCACCCGGUGCUCUGCACAAGGACAAACCUCUGCCGAUCCCACCCACGCUCCGGGACCUGCCGCCGCCGCCGCCUCCGGACCGGCCGCACUCCCUGGGCACCGAGAGCCGCCCGCAGCGACGGCCCCUGCCCUGCACCCCGGGGGACUGUCCUGCCAGGGACAAGCCACCCCCGCUGCCCUCCAACCGCCAGGGUGACCUGUGGCCAGCCAGGCCCAUCCCCAAAGCGCCGGCGGUGGCUGUGAGCGCCGCCGAGCCCUGGGCUGGCAGGGAGCUCUCCAACCGGCACUCGCUGCCCUUCUCGCUGCCCUCCCAGGUGGAGUCCAGGGCUGAGAACCUCCGGCUCGGCAGCACGCUCAGCCUGGACAACCCGGGGAGCUCCACCAGUGGUCCAGCAGCAACCUCAGAGUGUGAACACCCCAAAAUCAAACCCUCCUCGUCUGCCAAUGCCAUCUACUCCUUAGCUGCCAGACCGCUGCCUGUACCAAAACUGCCUCCUGGGGAGCAGUCUGAGAGUGAUGAGGACACGGAAUAUAUGUCACCAUCCUCUCUGCCUGUGGUGCCUCCAGGUCCUGCUGUGCAAAAACCAGAGCUCAAAAUGCCUUUGGAAAUGACUCAGAGUUUACGAGUUUUGGACUGUGACCAGCAGCCCGAGGGCUCCAUGUAUGAAGCAAUGUACAACAUUCACUCCCAGGCAGCAUCCUCUGCUUUCGAGGCUGUCAACACUUCUGAUGAAGGGAACCUGGCAGCAGCCACUGCCAGCAACGGCCCUGAGGAGUCAGAGAAUGAAGAAGAUGGUUACGAUGUCCCCAAGCCACCACUCCCCGUUGCCAUUGCUCGUCGCACACUGUCUGAUAUCUCCAAUGCCACUCCUGCCUUCAGCCGAAUGUCUUUGGAAAAUGACCCUGUCACAGGUUUUUCGGACGGCUCCCAAGUCCCCGAACGGCCGCCAAAGCCGCUGCCCCGGCGGAUAAAUUCCGAGCGGAAAGCCGGGAGCUGCCAAGCAGGAGGAGCCAGCAGCGGGGCCAGCUCCUCCCUGCACCUCUCCAGCGAGAUCGAGAACCUCAUGAGCCAAGGCUACUCAUAUCAGGACAUUCAGAAAGCUCUGGUCAUUGCACAUAACAAUAUUGAGAUGGCCAAGAAUAUUCUGCGGGAGUUCGUGUCCAUCUCCUCCCCGGCGCACGUGGCCACAUAGCACACGAGCACCUCCACACCUGAGCUGCUGUGGACCAACUGCCUGGGCAGCUGCUGCCCAGCUGUGCACCAAAGGGGAAGGGAGUUCCUUUAGAGACUUCGUGCUGAGGUCAGUCCUGCCUCUUUAAGAGAAUCAGUUAUCAGGUUUUCGUGGUUCCAGAUUUCAAAGCAGUGGGAUGAAACGGAGCGGUGUUUUAUACAGUGUGUGUCUUGGAGUCCUUUACCCCUACCUCUUGUCUGAGAGAACAGAUUUAUUUCCAGGGUGUUGGUAGACAAAGGUGUCAUGACAAGGGAUCCCCGAGCCCAUGCCCUGGAGGCUGGGGGGAGUUGUUUUGUGCUGUGAAUUUUAAGUGGAUGCUCAGAGAAACAAAGUCUCGAGGUCAGUGUGGUGUGUCCUGUGGUUCAUGGUACUAGGUUUGGAUCUGUUCACUGCUGUGUGUCUGGCUCAGGCUUUUUAGAGAAGCUGGGAGGUCACUUUCUGCUGGGAAUUUAUAGGAGACCUUGGAAGAAUCGUUUGAUUGCUUCCUGUUGGCCGUGGUGUGUCCCUCUUGCCUGUAAUAAUAGCAGUUAUUGCUUCUGAUUCCAGUCCUCCCUUGCUGCCUGGAUGAGCUUCUGUCUGGAGUUUUGAUAGCUGGAUGAGCUGCUAUUUUCUGAUAGCAGGGUGAGCUACUGUCAGGGAUUUUGGUCCUGGCAGUUCUGGGAGUUGGAUUUCUCUCUGGUGUGUGUGUGUGUGCUCUUCAACUGGCAGCACCAGAUUCCAGCAGCUGCAGGAGCUUGGCAUGGUUUUGAGGGGUGGGAGAGGGGACAAAGAAUUUGAGCAAGAGCAAAGAACUGGGGCUGCUGCUUCUCUCUCUGCCUUGAGCAUUUUGUGCUUCAGUGCUCAGAUUUGCUUUGUGGCCCUGCUGGGCUGGAGCAGCCGUCACUGGACACUCCCAUUGCUCUUCCCUAGGAAUGUUGCACCUGGUAAAUAGGAUGUUUUAUUUAUCUUCAUUGCAUGGUGGCUGUUGCAGACACACAUUCCUCCAGAGAGCUUUUGCAGGAGCCAUCGUCGUGCCAGGGUGUUUUGUGGAAUUGGUAGAUGCAGCUGAUGUGUUUGUUGGAAUCUCACCUGCUUUGCAGUCACAGAAGUGCAGCAGUUUCUCUGCAUGGCUGUCCAAACAACAUAGGAGCUCUCCUUUCCAUUUCCAUUUCUCUGAGGUGUUGCCAGGUCUGGUGAUAAAACAGGCCCAGGGAAAAAAAAUGUGUAUUUGUGAAGUGAUCACAUGGUUUUAAAGGUCAGAACUCGGCUGUUGCGUUGGAAAGACCUGACUUGCCUACUCAGCUACUUAACUGUUCAUACUGGAGGAGUGGAUGGUUCCUUUGGAGAGGAUUUAGAUCCAGGAGGCACAGGCAGAUCACAGCCUGACAGCCUGAGAGGCUCUUGGCCUUUGGAGCAUGUCCAGCAUUAUUUGCAUCUCCCUGAAGUCAGCAGAGGUCACCAGACUAAGGGCUGCAGGUUGCAAUAUUGCAGGAGUGGUUCUGGCAGCCGGGGGCAGAUUGGCCUUUUGAGGAAUCCAGAGGCUGGGCCAGAUGGCUGCAGUUGGCAGACAGGCCUUCAGGAGUGUUAGCAGAGCAGAAAGUGGGUUUUUAAUUAGAGGUUUUUCUCUAGACCUACAGCUUUCUGAAUUGCUGCAGUGGCUUCCAGGCAGGCUGAACUGUCUCUCUUUACUCUCCCCUCCUUUCUGCAGUGGGGAAAACGCUCUCAGACAGCGUGAGGAGAUGUGCCCUGCCCAGAGACCCCACGCUGAGGGGUGUCUUUGCUGUUUUGGGCUCAGGGCUGGCAGUGGGCAGGGUGCUCUGUGGGGCACAGGGCUCGGUGCCUGGGGGAAGAAGAAGGGGAAGAAGAGCUGCUCCUGCUCCUGUGGGCCAGUGCAGCUGCCAGGGUGCCAGCCCUGCUCCCUGUGGGAUGUGCUGGGCGUGUGGGAGUCUCAGGAGAAGCAGGGCCAGCACUGGUGCUGCUGAGGCUGGAGCAGGGGACAGCUGUGGCUGUUGUGUCACAUGAGGGAGCCUGUGCAGCCAAACAGUCCCUUGUCCUGGAGAUCCAGGUGCAAACCCUUUAGUGAGGGGUUUAUUUCCCUCUUUUUCACUCUGCCCCUGGGCUCUGGGUUGUUCUGGAGGCAUUUGGUGUGUGGCUGCUGCCAUGGCUGAGCGAGGGCUGAGCCCAGCAGCUCCAAAGCCUUAACUCUUGUCCUGCCCAGUGACCAGACCAGUGAUUCCCUGUCCCCUGCAAGCCCCUCAGGGCAGGCUGGCUGUAAUUUCCAUGAAAUCCUGCUUGGCAGAGCUGUUCCAGGCCUGUCUUUGGGGUCUAUGUGCCAAGAGAUGUUCCUGUGGGUGUUGUUCAGGUGUUAGAGAUUAGAGAGCGAUCUUUGUGGCAUGUAUCACUGAUUUCUCUGCAUGUGUCCUUUCUGUGCACUUGUUUAUGUCUCAAACUGAUUUAAGAAACUUAAGUCUUGCCUUUUCUUCCUUAGACACGUUAAGAAUUUUGCUGAUUCCACUGAGGGCAGCAGAGUCCUGGCCAUGUCUUGUGGCCAUGCUCUGCCAGCUCAAUCCAGGCACUGCCCAGUGGAUUUUUCUUGUUCUUUCUAAGCCCAAGAUCGAUUGCUCUUCUUUCCCUUCACCUCCCUCUUCUUUAAUCUUAAGAAAAUUAACUUUCUGAUGCUACUUUAAAAAGGAAAAACAACCCAAAUGUCUAGUGCCUUUCUGAAGGGGAUGCUGCGUGGCCAGGCUGGAUCCGGGAAUCCGCCCCUCUGGGAAAACGAGCUGGACAAGCAGCAGGAAACUGCUUUGGGAAGGGGUGAGGAGGAGGAGCAGGAGAGAUGGGCAAUGCUCAAUUUGGACUCUGACACUGUGUUUUGUAGCAUUUCAGCCGUGGAGCUUCCGUGUCUGGACUGGUGCUGUGCCGAGCUCGGGGCAGGUCAGGAUUGUGGGGUUGGGGUAACAAAUGCUGGAGUUUUCCCUCCAGCUGUCCCCAAAAGGAGCAGGAAACACUCCCAGAAAGGAAUGGGAAGCACUCCCAAAAGGAGCAGGAGCUGUGGGGAGCGGGAGGUGCCCUCCUGAGCAGGAUCCAGGCGAUUUCCUGUGUCCAGAGGUGAGCAGGAAUCCCAAAUCUUUCCCUUUUUUUGUGCAUGUCCUUGCCCCAGCCCUCCCCGGGGGCCAGGCAGGCUCAGGGCCCCGCAUGUGGCUCCUGCAGUCCGGGGACAUUGCUGUAGCUAAUCCUGAGGAGGGCUCCUGCCUGGAAAUGUGGUUUGAUUGAUUGCUUUGUUGGGUUUUUUGUUCAUUUCUGGUUGGUUUUUUGUUGUUGUUUUUUUUUUUUCAGUUGAGCAAGAAAAAAUGCAACUCCCAGGGCACCUUCUCAAAGGUGCCACUUUAAAGAUUAGCGGGGAAUAAGGACAUUUAUUUUUAAAGUUCCUCCUAGAAAUCUUUUUUCUUUGAAAUUCCCAGUGGAGGAAGAACUGCUGUUACUGUUGUUCUUUCUCACGGAUGACAAAUACCAAUUUGUAAAAUAUCAGUGUUAAAAAAAAUGUUGAGAUUUUCACAAGAUAUUUUAAAAAAAAAAAGUAUAAUAGUGUCAUUAAUAUAAAAUUAUAAUAGCAGUAUUUAAUCCUUUCAGAUCUGUAAAGAAUAAGGAAAAACAGAAGGUAAAUAUUCUUACAGAGAGUAGCUGAGCUUUAAGGUUCACUUGGUUUAAAGUCCUCAUUUUGUUUGCAGAUGCAUUGUUAAUGUUUAGAGGUUAUACUAAUGUUAUUUAUUAAUUGUUUCCAUCCUUGUAUGCUGCCCACUAAGAGCUUCUUUGUUUGGGAUUUCAUUCACCUGUGUCAGUAAGAAAGAAAACAAAACAAAGUUUUAUUUUUAAAUAAAAUUUCCUUUGUUGUAGCA